AGUACCGGGGGCUGAACAGUAGGUGGCGGUAAUGACGCUGCCGACAAAUGCCAACAGAAGAAGAAGUGGGUGGCUCCUCCGUCUGUUUUUAGCAUGAGCAUCCAAUCCUGUUUUCAAAAUGAAGACCCCGUGCACCUGACCCGUGUCGGCGCGUCGCCACACCGCUCGGCUGACUGAAGCGUCUCGCUCCGGGCGAACCAGCGGGAGGGUGACCGACCUGGGAGCGGCGGGUGCAGGCGGCGCAGCCCCCGCGGAAGCUAAGCUAGCCAUGCUAAUCGAGCGGUGACUGACGGGAGGAGACAGGAAGGACGAGCUGGAUCCGCAGGAUCUCCAGUUCAUUGUCCCGAGUCACAUGUCGUCUCUGUAUGUGGACAGAGUGAAGAAGCAUCUCAGGACACAGGAAUUAAAGUUGGAGCUGCCAAGCUAUCGGGAUUAACACGUGAGCUUCAGGGCUCAUUUCUGCCUCAGACGCACCGGCACCCACAAACUCUCCCGCCUCAGCAUGGUGAAGACAGCAAAGAUGGAGCUGCUGAGGGCGCUCAUCACCGAGUGUUUGUCAGCAGCCGCCGAGGAGAUCUUCAAGAUCGCAGAAAGAACCAUUGUAGAGUAUGAAGAGGAAAUGUCUUGUUCAAAGUGGGUGGUGGACAACCACUGCAGACUGCUGGAUGUUGCCAAUUCACAUAGCAAAGACUGCCUCCAGAUGUCUGCCUCUGCUCAGCAGCAGUCCCCUGCCAGUAUCACUGUGAGGUGGGAGGAACCAGUCAACACCUGGUCAGAGCCAGCAGAGGAACGUCACAACGCGGACACACAUCUACGCACUUCUCCUGAUGAUGAAAAACAUCAAUGUGAUCAGGAGAUUCUGAUCAAUAUUGAUGAAGAUGAUGAUAUAAAGCAGGAGUGUGACCUGGACAUGCAUUUGAAGGAGAAGAAUCUUUUUAAAUGUCCCGUUUGCUUGAGGAGUUUUUCUUCUGAAAAGACAAUGGUGCGACACAUUAGGAAGCAUCCAGAGGACCAGUCCUCUUCUUACCAGUGCCAGUACUGUCACCGCUACUUCUGCCACAAGUCUGAAUUCAUCAUUCACACCAUGAUACAUAAAGAGUCCAAACCUUACAAGUGCCAGUACUGUGACAAAAGCUUUGAGCACAGGGACAGUCUGUUUAUUCACAGACAGAAACACAGUGAGGAGAAACCCUACCAGUGUUUCGGUGAAACGGUGGAAGCAGAAACUCAGUUAAAAUCAAGCACACCUGUGAGUAAGAUGGAAGAAAAGCUGGAGCUGAGUCGUGACGAAUCAGACGCGAAGACGUUCCCAUUAACCAUCGCUCCCUAUGACCGGAGUGAGUUUGAGCAGGAAUCUCUGCAGCCGCUGUGUCUGUAUCAAAUCCAGACUGUUGCCGACAUAGAUAGAGAACUCUCAGCUGCACUCCCAGUGGAUCACAUUAAAACCGAGCCAACUGGAGCUCAUGAUGGCGUAUCAGGCACCAACGCUGAUAAUCAGCUGCUCCUUUCGGUGAACCCAGGUGAGCAGACCGAUGUUGGGACAGAGCCCAACCAUCUCAGGAUAAAGCCUCCCCAGCCCAGGAGACUUACAGGAAAAUCCACCGAGCUCUUGAUGCAGGUUGAAGCAGGAACGGCACAGAAACCCUUCAAGUGUCCUUGUUGCACCAAAUGUUUCUCCUUGACUAAGACUUUGAUCAGACACGUAAAGAUUCACUCAGAGGAAAAACCUUACCAGUGCCAAUAUUGUGGGCGAAAUUUCUGUCAGAAGUCAGAUCUUGUCAACCAUACAAGGAUACACACAGGGGAGAGACCCUAUCGGUGCCAUGAAUGUAACAAAUCCUUUGCACAGAAAGGCAACCUGGUGGUCCACAUGAGGAAACAUACGGUGUCAGUGCCAAAGGUGCAGCUGUAACCGUGGUCAGAGGUUAUCACACAGAAGUAUGGACGUAUCCAGAGAGUUGGAACGUUUCCUCGUCACGUUGGGCCAUCUUGGCAGAAUGUGGCUGAGUGUAAACCUCAAUAUUUUUGUGGAACCACUUAAAAGCAAUGAGGGUUAAUUUGGGAUUUAUGAGGCAUUUGUGUUCAAGGACGUUGUGGGGGUUGGGCUUUGGUGUGUUGUUUUUCCCCAGACAACACAGUGCACUGUUUUCAUCAGCUGCUUUCAGACAUGCACUGAACUCCGUAGAUCCUCCGGACAUUCUCUGGAGGGGCUUUAUGUGAGAACGCUGAUGUCCUAGUGAAAGCCUCUGGACUUUCCGCCAGCCAGCCCCAUGGUGUAAAGCCUGCAGAAUACACAGGAGCUGAUGUGAGAACACUGCCGGCGAUCCUCCGCAGGAUUCACCAACAGGAAGUGGGCGUUAGAAGUGUGAAGAUUUCUCACCUCUUAGAUAGAUCACUACAGAUGACUGCAUCAACGCAGAGACAGAACAUAAUCGAUUCAUGUUUUCUGCUACAUUCAUUGUUUUCCACAGCGAAUAAUAAUGACGCCGCUGCUCCAGGAUCAGGACAGACGCAUGUUAAACGUUCGGUCGUCCUGUACUGAGUCUCUGUCGGAGCUGCCUCCUGACUCCUCUUCUGACCUGCGCUCACUUGACUCCUUUCCAAUAAACACCAUCACUGAUCAGUAGUUAUUAGGACACGUACAGGACUGACGUUUACUUUGUGCUUGUUUGAUUCACUCAAGAGUUUAUGAGACACAUAAUUAAACCUGCUACACAACACAUGACGUGACGCGCACAAGUCAGGACAUCAGGGUCAAAGCGACCGGAACGAUCUGGAGCCAUGAUCCGACAUCAGUGAUUAAUAACUAAAUACAUGUGAUCAUCAGUUUGUCUGUGAAGAGGGACAGAUGAGCAGACACACACUCACACAGGCAGGGCCACCUUGAUACAGUAAAGGCUGUAAUCAGAGUCCUUGGUGCAGCACACAAGUCUGAACUGAGUGAAUGUGAAAUCAGGGUGGGGGAUGAUGUAAAUUACGGCACAAUUGUACUAACGGGAACGGUGUAUAAUACUUUUUAAAGCACUUUCUAAAUAAAAACAGAGUUCAGGUUUGUCUGACUUUGAUUUUAUUAACCGAUGAAAAAGCAGCCAUGCGCAGUAAUAUAGAAAAUUGCGGAUGUGAUACAUUGAAAUGCAUCGAUGUGCAUUUGAAUCAUUGACUGCUGAAUCAUAAUCAAAUCAGAUGGUGAGGCGAGUGAAGAUGAUGUUUUUAACUUCACCCAAAUACUUGAUUGAAUAUAAGAGGAUUGUUGGGCCUUGGAGGAGUUAUAGUGCCGUUCUAGUUUACCGCUGUGAUUAAUAGUUCCAAUUUACAGAACAGUGAUUCUCCUGGGAAAUAAUAUUUUCUACUCAAGGUGAAAGUAUUUAGUUUUGAUGUAACAUGCAUUGUUCCCAAUUGUUCCCAAUGAUUUCAAGGUACAAAUUUUAAUGUGCUCACUUGUGUUUACUACACUGAACCUUUAAGUGACAAAAAGUCUCUACUGUGUUUCUACUGUCCCUCAACACUUGGACACAUCCUGUGUAUUCAGCCACCAUGGCAGUGACGUCCAGGUGACAUUAGAACAGAUCUGUGUGUGUGACAUCAUGUUUAGGUGGAGAAUCUGUUUGCCAAAGCAAACCAAACUUCUCCAGUGUGUUCAGCAUUUACAAACAUGUUUGUAAUGGAGGAUGGAUGUAUUUUGCUUUUUGUGAAGCUGUUUAAAUUAUACAAAUCCCAUGGAGUCUUUAUUGUAAUUGAAAUUGUGUCAUUUAAAAUGAAGGUUUUUAAAUUGAAUGGUCAUUUGCUUGUUUUUAUGAUUUUAUUGUGAUACAUGUG
Messenger RNA from Paralichthys olivaceus (Japanese flounder), 3816 nucleotides. Its product is annotated as oocyte zinc finger protein XlCOF28-like. The record is from RefSeq and is a predicted model, not a curated record. Lineage: Eukaryota; Metazoa; Chordata; Actinopteri; Pleuronectiformes; Paralichthyidae.